Messenger RNA from Pseudovirgaria hyperparasitica, 456 nucleotides. RefSeq lists its product as uncharacterized. The record is from RefSeq and is a predicted model, not a curated record. Lineage: Eukaryota; Fungi; Ascomycota; Dothideomycetes; Acrospermales; Acrospermaceae. The coding region runs from base 1 to 456 and encodes 151 amino acids. The transcript has a single exon.
AUGGCAUCCGCAGCAUCGAUGACAGCCCUAUGGUCUCUCAUCACACUUCUCUUCUUUACCUCAACCACCACCUCUGUGCGAAUCACUCGUCCCACAUACUUCCAAACCUUGGCCCCCAGCAGCAGCUCCUCGACGGACUCAACGCACCUCCUUAAGCGUCUUACUGGCGAUGCCAAAACAGGUGUCGCGCUGGGCGUCGUUUGCGGCGUCUUUGCAAUCGUGAGCUUGAUUGUCGCAUACACGGGAAUCAUGUACAAUCGAAAGAAGAAAGCCAAAGCUAAGGCGCGGCAGCUGGAGAUUGAGAAUGGCAUAGCAAUGGAGACUGACGGGCGAGGCGAGCAAGCGGCGCUUGGAGAUCAAAUGCCGCCGGUUUAUCAACAGACGGUGAAUCAGGCCGCCCUGGGUACUACCAAGGGUAUUGAUGUCAGUAAGAUUCGACCGAGUCGGACCGGGUAG